Molecule: messenger RNA, 5585 nt
Organism: Nasonia vitripennis (jewel wasp)
Lineage: Eukaryota; Metazoa; Arthropoda; Insecta; Hymenoptera; Pteromalidae
Product: polycomb group protein Pc
Exons: 5
Coding region: 2175-3581 (468 amino acids)
Source: RefSeq, a predicted model, not a curated record
UUCUCCGCGGUGUGUCGACGCAGCAGCAGCAGCAGCAGCAGCAGCGGCUACGGCUACGGCUACGGCACUCAGGACACACACUCUCGUUUCGGAGCUCCACGCGCGGCGUUGCACAUUGAGCCAUCGGGAGUUUUGAUCGAACGCGGAGGAGAGAAGCGGCAACCCCGCGCUCCGCUCUUUUUCCGCAUCUCCAGCUUGCGUGUAACGCGAUUAAGCGCCGUGUCUGUGUGUGUGUGUGUCUGUGUUGUGGAAGCGAGGAGCCGAGUCCGUGUGUUGGUGCAGCGAGAGAGUUACGGAGCGACGAGUCGCGCGACGUUGCCACGUCUCUGCGUCCCCGAAAGCAGCCCCGCAGCACCGCUGCCGAGCGACGGACUGUGUUUCUGUGUGUUUCUGUGGGUGUGCGACGGUGUGUGGACACGGCCAGGGCUCUGUGCAGCCGGUAAACAAGAAGUCGGAGCAUCAGCGCCGGACGGAGAGGCAGAGGUGCGCGGAAGAGAAGCAGCCGCGUAUCGACACGAUCGAGCCGAGGAGACUUGGCAACGCCGCGCUAUCUCUCGUCUCGCCGUACGCACACCAGUGCGCUGUUAGCACACGCACGGGACAAUACAGCCGAACAGCUGUUUACCGUGGACGCCGAGGACGGCGCUGCAGUACGAGCCGCGGCCCCUUCCCGGCGCAGGCUUCUCCCACCGCGCCGACCCCACGUACGGGUCGGACGAGUCCAAGGGGAGCGCGAUCGAGGGGCGCCCACGUAUAGCUCGCCGCGAGUGCGAGCGAGAUAGCGCGAUCGUGGUGGGGAGGCAGCGGCAGCGCUGCUCGGCGCGCGCGCGCGCCUUCAGUCGGCCUCGAACCGGAGAAUGUGACGGACGUCGUAGCGUGUUUUUGACACACAGUGUGCAGGAGCCGCCGCUCCGAAAUCAUCGUAUACACACACACACACACACUCGCGCGCGCGCGCGCUCUCGAGCGAGCGAGAGAGAGAGAGAGAAAGCGAACUGUGCUCGUAACGAUCUCCGCUACUACCACCGCCGUGUCAUAACCUCAAAGUCUCCGGGAGUGCCCUGAAAAAGUGUGUCUGCUCCGCGGCGCGCGCGCUCGGCGCUUGCCUGGAUCUUUUGGAGCAUUAGAGGGAGUGAGAGAGCGCAGUACAUCACACUGCGCGCGACGGCCAUGUUUGGUGUUUACGAGUCGAGGGGGAUUCGCCUGCAGCAGUGAGCCGACGAUAUAUACAGUGUGUGAGAAAGAGAGAGAGAGAGAGAGACGGACGAGUGAGAAUUCGAUUCUGCGCGAGUGAGAGAGAAAGCUGUUUUCUCUCCAGUGCAGUGACUCCGGUGUGCCGCUCGUGGAUCGAUGACAGGAAAAACGCCGGUUCUCGUGAAAUAGUGUGUGCAGUGCCAAUGAGUUGCUGUGAGCAGCCGACGAGCAAAGUAGCAGCCGGUGAGCAGCAGCAGCAGCAGCAGCAGCAGCAGCAGCAGCAGGAGCAGCGCGCUACUAACCCGCCGGAAAACGUCCGGUCGGAGUAGCGGUGCCGACCUCGUGCUGUGUGUCGGUGCGCUGUUUUGGUGUUUCGUGCGCCGAGAGUGUGACAGGUGCCUAGUGCGACUCGCGCGAGUGGCAGAGGCGAGAGCGAGCUCCUACUACUGUCCCGAGCCAGUAGUAGCUAAUUGAUUCGUCGACCCGUUCCCCAACUGGUGUGUGCUUCGAAACCUCAUCGCCCCAGCCGCGCACGCUGCGUGUCUCCGGCGAGUUUCGAGCCCCCACUGUCCCAGUCCGCAACGACGAUUUCGCUAAAGCGAAGCAGCGUUAGCAGCAGUGCAGGGCAACAGCGAGCGCAGCCCUCGUCGCUGUCGUCAACCAGCAACAGCAGCGGCAGCAUCUACGACGACUUGGACUUUGCCCACCGCUCCUCGGAGAGGAUCAAAGUCAAGCGCGCCUGCGAGGAGUCGGUCCAACUGCUGACCGAGCAGCUCCAGCAGCAGACGAGCGGCAACGGUGGCGCAACAGCAGCGCAAGCCGCCACCACGGGCGCCACCGCCAUAAAUCAAAUCAAGCGGCGCAUUAUCGCUAAGCUAUUCAGCGGAGGCGGCAAGUCCUCCGGCCAGAAGGAGACAGCGGCCUCGGCCAGUGCAACUACUGCCAGCGCGUCGAGCAACGCCUCGAGCAACGCCGGCAGCAUGGAUCUCGGCGACAGGGUCUACGCCGCCGAGAGGAUCACGAAGAAACGCGAGAAGCGGGGCAAAGUUGAAUACUACGUCAAAUGGAAAGGAUGGAGCAAAAAAUACAACACAUGGGAACCGGAGGAAAACAUCCUCGACGUAAGGUUAAUAGAGCUUUACGAGGAAAGUCAAAGGGGAGGCGAUGUCACAGCGAGAAGGCCAAGGCGAAGGGACACAAGAUACAGCGAACAGAUACUUGCGAAUCUCGUGGUCGAAGAAGAACCGGGUGGGGAUGAACGCGUGGGCGAGGACAGUCAGGACGAAUCCGCUACGGAAACCACCGUCGCUCCAGUAGUCACAGCCACGCGCCUCAGCUCGCCAGUCGACGCUCUGAACGUCGACGAGGACACGCUCGCCAGUUCGCUCGACGGACACGAGUCGCCGAUACCCAAACCAGACCACUUCUCUGCUGUCAGCGACUCCGAGAGCAGUAACAGCAGCCUCGAACUCCCCUUGAUGCCGAGGAGAAUGCCCGCGGGUACCAAGAGAAAGGCCGAGGUACUCAGCAAAGAGUCCGGCAAGAUCGGCGUCACCAUCACCACGAGCAGUCCCAGCAGUGGCAGUGGCAGUCCUCCACCCAGCAAGAAAAUCAAAGGAAGCUCCAGUUCACCGACUUAUCAUACGCAUAAGGUGAAUGGCAGGCGACCCUCGUCCUCGAGCGUCAAAUCCACACCCGAAGAGCCGCUUCCGGCUGUACCGACUACCCCGGCACCGGCUAUCCAGGACAAGAAGCGGCCAGAGGCCGACGUACCACGUGGCCCACCGCCUUCUUUACCGCGUGCACCUUCCGCUCCUCAAUCUCCUCAGAUGGACACUCCGCUCGAACCUUCACUUCAGCCACAACCAACUACCAAAAAGAAGCAGCAGCAACAGCUCGCGCAAACCGAUCACAUCAACAAGAGCCAGAGCCCCGACAAGGAGAAGCUGCAGCAGCAACAGCCGCAACCAAACGGCCCUGUGAACGUCGACGCAAAUGGACACAAGUCUCCCAGCCCUACAGAUUCGUACACCAACAACAACAGGUUAAACGCUGGUAUACUCAACGGCCACCACAGCCACAACAACAAUAACAACAACAAUAAUAAUCUCAACAACAACAUUACGAAUAAUAACAACAACAUAAACAACAAUAAUAAGUCGUCGAGCAUCAAGCAGCAGCAAACGGAUAUGUUGAAAGCUAACGAGACGGUUUACGUGCCGCUGACGAGUCCUGGCACCGAUUACUGGCAUGCGCGCAAUCCCGUGGCCGAUCAGGUCUUCAUCACGGACGUGACUGUCAACCUCAAGACCGUCACCAUCAGGGAGUGCAAGACUGAGAAGGGAUUCUUUCGCGAGCGGGAUCCCAAGAGCGACGUUUAUCAAUAGAAUGACCGAGAGAGAGAUAGCCACGUGUUGUAAUAUUUAAAUAUUUCAAAGCUUGUAUAUAUAAAUUAUUUUCGCACUAAAAGAGCACGGGUGGCAGGUAGACAGAUUGCCGAACGAUGGGGAGAGAGCGUUGUUACGUAGUAGCAAAGUUUAAAGUGACCUAAAUACACGCACUCUGAUUUCUAAAUUCACGGGCGCAUAUAGGGUGUUAUGACGAUUUUUGCAAGGCUUGGUAAAACAAAAACGACUCUUUUUUGUCUCGGGUUUCUACUUUCGUUUCGCCAAUCGCGAAUUGCGCGGAUCGCAUGUGGAAAGUGGUCAUUUAUUAAGUAAUCGGAGGAGGAUUGGUGAAUAAUACAAGGUUGCGAUGAUUGUAACAUAAUAAGUGAAAAUAAGAUGAUAAUGUAAAUCACUACUGCUUUCGACUCGAUCGUAAACACAUAAACAAACAAAUCUAAGAAAACGCUUUGUAGUUAAUAGAUUCGCUGAAAUAAUACAAAAAAAACGUAAAAAUAAAUGGCAGUCGAAGCAAUAUUCUCAUAUGCAGUUUUAAGGUGAAUCGCACUUUUGCCAAUGGCAGUUUAACGUACGAGAAGUCAGUAGGGAUCGGAUGCAAACUUGACUGGGUGUAUUUAUUGAUUAUACCGCUUAAGAUGAGCAAACGGUAGAUUCUUUUUCUUUGCGUAAGUUCCUAAAAAUUAAUCGUUUGCGAAAGAACAUUUUUACUUUUAACUUUUAUGAAAGUUCAAUAACUACUUUUCUGCUUUGUAGUGCAGUGAAGCAAGCAAAAUUAAUGAUUUUUCAUCGAUAUGCACAGUCAGUUCCUUUUUUUCUAUUAAGCAAACGUAAUAGACGUUCAUGUGCUCUUUUUGAAACCUAUUAUAAUAAAGAAAUGAAAUGCAUUUGUUAUUGAUACUAUAUAGAUGAUUGUCGGCGCGAUAUUAGGAUCGAUCGAUCUUUGACAGCCGUGUGUAAGUCUUCGAGCAUAUCUCAGCAUUUCGAUUGUUUUCGUCCUGAGUGCACUCUGUUCGGAUUAUUAUCGAGGAGACUAUACAGAAUUAAGAUUUAAUGAAACUUACUGACCAAAUUGUUCGUCUUACCAAGCAUAGAAUACUACUACUUCAGUCGCAAUUGUUUUAUAAAUGCCUACAUUCUGUGCAUUUCUUCGUAUGCACUUUCAGAACCAGUAAAUCCGUGAUAUAUAGAUAAUUAAUAUACAUACCCUUAAAAAACUAAUCGUAUAUGUUGCUUAUUUAUUAAAAAUCGGUUACGAUAAUUUGUAGAUUUUUAAAUUCUUAGUAUUAUAGAAUUAAACUAUCAAUGUGUAUGCAGGAUGUCCCAUGAAAUCAUUCGAGAAAUGAUUUCCUAAAUUCCCGAUUCGCACACACGAAUAUUGUAAAUACAGUUGAAAAACGGUUUAUGAGUUAUAAACUGACCAUUAUUUUUAGUGAAUUCAAGAAAAAAACUUGAAAUAUCAACUUUUUUACUCGUAAAAAGACACGAAAGAACGCGCUCCUUACCAAUUUAAUCACAAAUGGGACAACUUGUAUACUCAAGUAGGAUUUGCUCUUCUAGAGCUCCAAUCUUUUAGAAUUCGAACACACUGAAAAAAAACACAGCCAUUUUAACUGAACUCGCACCAGUAAUCCGUCAUUGUACGAAGACUCGCCAAAAUUACCGUAGAAUUCAGCAGUUUUAAAGAAUCAGUUCGGUCGUUUUUGCUGGUGUCCCGCGUAAGCGACCAAUUUUACGAGUCGCGACUCGCCAAAACUACCAGUGGCACACCGUUGUUCUUACUGAACAGUCGUUACGGUGGCAGAACGGUUAAAACUACCGGACUUUACAGCAGAAACGACUGUGUUUUUUUUUCAGUGCAUGAACAUGUUGUAAUAAGUGUACAUUGGAGAGAAGAGCAAGAAAAAUGAAAUUCAAAGGAAGGAGCAAGGAGCGAAUUCAAACAAUGCGUGUCUUGUAUAAAAAAAAAAAACAUGAAUUUGUAAAUAG